Apodemus sylvaticus (European woodmouse) is the source of this 4122-nucleotide messenger RNA. It is a transcript of the gene Atp6v1a, whose product is annotated as ATPase H+ transporting V1 subunit A. The record is from RefSeq and is a predicted model, not a curated record. The transcript is spliced from 15 exons. Gene Ontology annotation, molecular function: proton-transporting ATPase activity, rotational mechanism; ATP hydrolysis activity; ATP binding. The coding region runs from base 124 to 1977 and encodes 617 amino acids. Gene Ontology annotation, cellular component: lysosomal membrane; proton-transporting V-type ATPase, V1 domain. Gene Ontology annotation, biological process: proton transmembrane transport; ATP metabolic process. NCBI's taxonomy places the organism in Eukaryota, Metazoa, Chordata, Mammalia, Rodentia, Muridae.
UCACAUGACUAGGGCUGACCCGCCUCCUGCGCUGAAGACUUCCCCUCUCUCAGUGACAGAGCCUCUGGGUCCCGUCUAGGUGCAGAUUCUGCAUUUCGAGCCCGGGCAGGUAAAUUUAACACAAUGGAUUUCUCCAAGCUACCCAAAAUCCGCGAUGAAGAUAAAGAAAGCACAUUUGGUUAUGUGCACGGUGUCUCGGGGCCUGUGGUCACAGCCUGCGACAUGGCGGGCGCUGCUAUGUACGAGCUGGUGAGAGUGGGGCACAGUGAGCUGGUUGGAGAGAUUAUUCGAUUGGAAGGUGACAUGGCCACCAUUCAGGUGUAUGAAGAAACUUCUGGUGUCUCUGUUGGAGACCCUGUACUCCGCACUGGUAAACCUCUCUCGGUAGAGCUUGGUCCUGGCAUUAUGGGAGCCAUUUUUGAUGGUAUUCAGAGACCGCUGUCAGAUAUCAGCAGUCAGACCCAAAGUAUCUACAUCCCUAGAGGAGUAAAUGUGUCUGCUCUUAGCAGAGAUAUCAAAUGGGAGUUUAUACCCAGCAAAAACCUCCGGGUUGGUAGUCAUAUCACUGGUGGAGAUAUUUAUGGGAUUGUCAAUGAGAACUCGCUCAUCAAACACAAAAUCAUGUUACCCCCACGUAACAGAGGAAGUGUGACUUACAUCGCACCGCCUGGGAAUUAUGAUGCUUCGGACGUCGUCCUGGAGCUUGAAUUUGAAGGUGUGAAGGAGAAGUUCAGCAUGGUGCAAGUGUGGCCUGUGCGCCAGGUGCGGCCUGUCACUGAGAAGCUACCAGCCAAUCAUCCCCUGCUUACUGGCCAGAGAGUCCUCGAUGCCCUUUUUCCGUGUGUUCAGGGAGGAACGACUGCUAUCCCAGGUGCUUUCGGCUGUGGGAAGACUGUGAUUUCCCAGUCUCUAUCCAAGUACUCCAACAGUGACGUCAUCAUCUAUGUCGGAUGCGGUGAAAGAGGAAAUGAGAUGUCAGAAGUUCUUCGGGACUUCCCUGAGCUCACCAUGGAAGUCGAUGGUAAAGUCGAGUCAAUCAUGAAGAGGACAGCGCUGGUAGCCAACACCUCCAACAUGCCUGUGGCUGCAAGAGAAGCCUCCAUCUACACUGGAAUUACACUAUCAGAAUAUUUCCGUGACAUGGGCUACCACGUCAGUAUGAUGGCCGACUCGACCUCUAGAUGGGCUGAGGCCCUCAGAGAAAUCUCUGGUCGUUUAGCAGAAAUGCCUGCAGACAGUGGAUACCCUGCAUACCUUGGUGCCCGGCUGGCUUCUUUCUAUGAGCGAGCAGGCAGAGUGAAAUGUCUCGGGAACCCAGAGAGGGAAGGGAGUGUCAGCAUUGUGGGAGCAGUUUCUCCACCUGGUGGUGAUUUUUCUGAUCCAGUCACUUCUGCAACUCUGGGUAUUGUUCAGGUAUUCUGGGGCUUGGAUAAGAAGUUAGCUCAACGCAAACACUUCCCCUCUGUCAACUGGCUCAUCAGCUACAGCAAGUACAUGCGCGCCUUGGACGAGUACUAUGACAAACACUUCACAGAGUUCGUUCCUCUGAGGACCAAAGCUAAAGAGAUUCUGCAGGAAGAAGAGGAUCUGGCGGAAAUUGUGCAGCUCGUGGGAAAGGCAUCUUUAGCAGAGACGGAUAAAAUCACUCUGGAGGUUGCAAAGCUUAUUAAAGAUGACUUCCUACAGCAGAAUGGGUACACUCCUUAUGACAGGUUCUGUCCAUUCUACAAGACAGUGGGGAUGCUGUCCAACAUGAUUUCAUUCUAUGACAUGGCCCGCCGAGCUGUGGAGACCACUGCCCAGAGCGACAAUAAGAUCACAUGGUCCAUUAUCCGCGAGCACAUGGGGGAGAUUCUCUAUAAACUGUCCUCCAUGAAAUUCAAGGAUCCAGUGAAAGAUGGGGAGGCAAAGAUCAAGGCCGACUAUGCCCAGCUCCUUGAAGACAUGCAGAACGCAUUCCGUAGCCUUGAGGACUAGGACUGUGACUUCUUUCCUCUUCCUCGGCAAGCUCACACAUGGAUAUUUUCCUGAGUUUCUCAUCUCCAACCCUCUGCUUCCGUAUUGUGCAGCUUUGAGACUAGUGCCUCUGAGUUCUUGUUCAUUUUGCUGUUUCUUUGGUAGGUCUUAUAAAACAAACAUUCCCGUGUUCCAGUGUUUGCAGGAGCUCCCUGGCCUUUUUCUGAGUACACGUAGUGCAUAUGGUACACAUGUAACAUGUGCAUCGUAACAUGAGUCAUACUGUAAGCCUGUAUGUAAGGUGACCACCCCUUCCCUUGUCUCCAGGAAACUGUAAACAGGACUGCUGUGUGGGCUCUGUUGGGAGUGAAAGGCCAGAUCUCAGCACUGUGGAUGGUACUUAAACGACUCAGUGUCUAUAGUUAGACCGCUUACAACUUAGUGUUUUGCAGGAAAUAUUUCCAUUUAAAAACAUAAAAGAUUAAUGUUCCAAUUAUCUGUAGCUUCCCCAGUAUCAAUCAGGACAGUUUGUGGGGCACGUGGGAACUAUUUUGUUUUCUAACAGACAUUUACAAGGCUGAACAUAAUAGAUAUCAGUUCCCUCUGAAAAUGUGAGAGGAAGGAAAGAGCCGAGUGGUCAGACUUAAACUGACGUCAUCUUGUUAAGGCGUAUUUUAUUUCACUAAGAGAAAUUUAAUAUCAAGGACUUUUAUAUACUCAAUUACUAGGAAACUUUUUUUUAAGUACAAUUUAAAAAUCAUUGAAAAUGUGAUCACAUCAUAGCCAUUCUUUUCCUCAGACUUAGUCAGGCAAGCUUCCCAGAGGGCGGUGGGGUGGGGAUUAGAGUACCGCAGACACACAGCAGUGCCGCAGGCAGUCGCCCCUGGAGAACCACCUGCCUCCUGCCAUAGGAGUUUGGGGCCAGAGUGGCAUUGUUUUCACAUGGUACAUGUUCUCACAAGGUCACCUGUUUGUUUACCUGCUGACUUUCUGAAAACAGCAAGCUUACCAAUUGUAGAAAAUAUUUUAUGUGUUUUCUUUUUCACUGGCUCAGAAAGCUUCUUAAAAGUAUCUGGUACAGCAGCUUCCUUUCUGUUAAUAGAGAUAAAAGUUGUUCUUGUAUUUAACUGGUAACAAAAAAAAAAAGAAAAGAUCAAUUUUUGUCUUGCUGUUUCAGUUGUUUAAAUAAUAAUUCCCACAUUUGCAUAAUAAGGCUCGCUUCAGAGAGCUCGAGAGCCAGCUCCCUGUUCUCUCUCAGGCUGCGAGUGCUGGCCCGUGCUUCCUCUUCAGGAGGGGAAGGCUAUUGGAAGAUGGCUAACACUCAAGUGCACAAGUGUACUACGUGAAGUAUUUAUUAUAAGCCUUGGUGUGUUGUUUAAAUUAUUAGGUAGUGCAUUUCUUAGGGUCUUUUGGUGACACAGUUAGUAUAGACUUCAGAUGUGAUGUGUAAAUCCUUGCUAGUGCAUGUCUACACGGUGGACUGCUAUUCAAGAAGGAUGUUCUUCCACCUAUUGACCACUGUUGACAGUUAUGGAUUACACAAUGACUUCUUGAAAGGGAGGGGGGGUUAACGGUGCUGCUUAAUCGGUUCACUUCCAAUGUGGCUUUCCGCCCAGAAGCCCUGACUAGUGGAGAGGAGAAGAUUUCAAACCCUCUGCUUAUACGACCAGCAAGCUAGGCUUGUGAUCAGAGUGAAUGAUCCCAAGAAACUACUUGACCAAGUUUGUUUUUGUUGUCCUGGAUUUGAGAUGUGCAUUCUUCCUCGCUCUAAGACUGUUGAUGUAUGAGUGUAAAGACGCUACAGAAACAAGGCCCAGAUCUUCACUGUAACUUUCCCUUCAUCCACACUGUAGAGCUUCAGAUUGUUCACUGAUAGUGCGUCUUUAGUAAGGAUGUGUUAAAACAUAGCAGUCUUUUUAAAAGAUUAUGCAGUUCUCUAUUUAUUGUGCUGUGCCUGCUCCUAAGUGCAGCCGGUUAAACAAGUUUCAUAUGUAUUUUUCCAGUGUUAAAUCUCAUACCUAUGCCCUUUGGAAACUUUCAUCCUGAACAAUGAAUAGAAGAGGCUAUAUAAAUUGCCUCCUUAUCCUUAAGAUUUCACUAUCUUUAUGUUAAGAGUAAUGUAUAAUUAUUAAAAUCUAUGAAAAAUAAAAAGUGGAUUUAAGUUAA